Plenodomus lingam JN3 is the source of this 1311-nucleotide messenger RNA. RefSeq lists its product as uncharacterized. The record is from RefSeq and is a predicted model, not a curated record. NCBI's taxonomy places the organism in Eukaryota, Fungi, Ascomycota, Dothideomycetes, Pleosporales, Leptosphaeriaceae.
AUGCCCCUCGGCUUUGAGCGCCUGAACGAACGCACACAGCGCCCGAACGCGCACAUCAACUUUAUACGCACCCUACCGGGCUCUUCUUCUUCCGCAGCCGAGCAGAUCCUGAACCGUGUGGCUGCAAUAUGCUAUCCGUUCAUGAAGAGCGACACCAUCUUUGUUCAGGCCCUGGAGGAGUACCCCUAUAAUCGCGAAUUCGUCGGCCGCAACUUCAACGCCGGCGAGGUCAUACAAUUGGUUUUGCGCGACGCAAGCGGCCGCUGGUUACCGCAACGCAUGGUUGAGAUGGUCAUGGUGCAUGAGCUUGCGCAUUGUAAGCAGAUGAACCAUAGCAAGGCGUUUUGGAAGGUGCGAGAUGAGUAUGCUGGGGAGCUGAGGAGUCUCUGGGGAAGAGGAUAUACGGGGGAGGGACUUUGGGGCCGCGGGAGGGACCUAGACACUGGGGUUGUGCAGGCGAAGGAGGGAGAAGUCAUGGAUGUGCCUGACCAUCUGUGUGGAGGGACGUAUGGAAGACGAGGGCGGAAGAGGAAAAGAGGAGGAAAGGAAAAAGAGAAGGUUACAUAUGCAGAUCGAAAGCAGAGGCGGAUAUUGAGAAAGUUUGGGACUGGAGGGUUGGCGCUGGGUGCAGAUGAUGCAGAGAAGGUAAAGCUCGAGGGUGGAGUGCCUAAGAAGGGGAAGCCGAGAGUAGCUGGGAGUGCAAGGGGUCGAGAGUUGAGGGCUGCAGCGGCGUUGGCGAGGUUUGAUAGAUUGAAGCCCAAAGAGGAUGCGACAGUGAAGAAAGAAGAGUCAUCAUCGGGAAGCGAGACUGAGGACGAGUAUGUGGACGGCGACCAGCUUGAUGCAGCGGUGGAUGUUGAUGGAUCGAGCAUGUUUGACGACAAAGGUCGGGCAUUGAUAAAAAUCUGCGAAGAUGAAGAUGACAAAGAUGGCGACGCGAGGAGAGAGAUGGACGAGAUACAGGGCUUCACAGCGUCGAUCAAGACAAUACACAAGCCAGCCACAUCAACCGCAUUAGCGAACAAGCAGCCAACUCGCUCAAAUCCAACACUAAGUGUCCAAACCGAUUCCUGUCCUCGAUCUUCUUCCAAAUCCUCCUCGACCUCCACACUCGCAUCACUAUCCUGUCCAAUAUGCUCCUUUGCCAAUGCCGGCACCGCGUUGACCUGCGACGCAUGUACGCACGUUCUCCAACCAGACUUGAUGCCUGAUUACUGGCGUUGUAGGAGCAUGACAUGUAAAGGAAGCGCAUAUAUAAACGCUGGUGAUGCAGGGAGAUGCGGUAUCUGUGGAGUCCGAAGAAGGACAUGA